Messenger RNA from Notothenia coriiceps (black rockcod), 2940 nucleotides. It is a transcript of the gene nphp1, whose product is annotated as nephronophthisis 1. The record is from RefSeq and is a predicted model, not a curated record. Gene Ontology annotation, biological process: protein localization involved in establishment of planar polarity. NCBI's taxonomy places the organism in Eukaryota, Metazoa, Chordata, Actinopteri, Perciformes, Nototheniidae. Gene Ontology annotation, cellular component: cytoplasm; cilium. Bases 144 to 2192 code for a protein of 682 amino acids. The transcript is spliced from 20 exons. Gene Ontology annotation, molecular function: protein binding.
UAAUGAAUAAAAAACGAUAAAUCUAUUCCAGCCCAAGCCUGAAGAGAAAACAUGUUGCCUAGCGACCAGUGGAAGAGUAGCAUCUGCUAGCUAACUAGGUAAUGUGCUAACACAUGAAAUAUGCUCCAUAAAACUCCGUACAAAUGCCACCGAAAAGAAAAGGACCUUUGCAGCUCGUCCAGAGAGAAGUGGACGAAAUAAAAAAACAGGUUGACAGUCUUGUGAAGGACGUGGAGAGUGGGAAUGGAUACACUGAAGAAGCAUUUAGGAGAUGUCAAGAACUGCAAAUGUCAGCAGAGAAGACACAAAGAACACUGAUGAAACUGACCAAGGCGGAUGAGCUCGCUCCAGUGGGGAACUAUGAUCAGAGGAAACAGGAAGAGGAGAGGCGGCUGCAGGACAUCUUGGAGCGUGUAACCACACUGUCUCUGGAGCUCUCGCCCGCAGGACCCAGUACUGCUGCAGGGGAUGCCUCAAAGGAAGAUAGCGAUGAUGAUGAUAAGGACGAAGAUGAUGAUGAAGACAGUAGCGACGAGGAUACUGAUGAUGAUGAUGAAGUUGAGAAUCAAGCUGUGAAAACUCCCUCUCAAAUGUACACAGCCCUCAGUGACUUCAAAGGAGAACAGGAGGGGGAUCUGUCUGUGCAGAGGGGGGAGAUAUUGAAGAUCAUCAGGAAGACAGCAGAUGGAUGGUGGCUGGCUCAGGACACUAAAGGCAACACAGGGCUGGUUCCAAAAACCUACCUGAAGAUUGGUUCUGGUGUUAAUGACGAUGAUGAUGAUGAAAAGGACGAAGAUGAUGAUGAUGAAAAUGAUGAAGAGGAAUCUGAGGAGGAGGAAGAUGGUGAAGAGCUGGCUGGUGACCAAGAGAAACAGAGUUCUCCACAUUCCAACUGGAGUACUGUCAAAAAGGCUUUGAGUGGGCUCGAUGCAACAGAUGUGCUCUCAGCAUUGGGGGCUAUACCUGCCGGAUUCGGAACAUCACAUCUCACUAAACUGCUGGAAGAGGAAGGUCAAACAUACAGAGGAAGUCACUACGUCCAGCCGGAGCUCAGCCAAUCACAGCUCUCCUUUAGUGACCUCUUCCUGGAUCCAGACACUGGCAGGGUUCGUGCCCGGCAGGUCCAGACUUGCCUUUGUUUCAGUCUGUGGAGCUGCAGGAUGAUUCCAACUCCUGGGGUCGGAGUUCAAGUCCUCAGCAGACACAUCCGCCUCUGUGCCUUUGAUAAAACUCAAGUGUUGAGUAACAUCCACACUGUGAGGGCAACGUACAACUCCAAGAGCCCCAAGACCUGGAGCUUCUCUCCAAGGAUGACUGGUAUCCUACCUUCCCUCCUCGAUGGGGACUGUUUUCUACGCUGCAACUCGGCACAUCCUAACCUCGGAAUCCUCUUUGAACUGGGAGUCACCUUUAUACGCAAUUCCACAGGUGACAGAGGGGACCUGAGCUGCGGCUGGGCUUAUUUAAAACUGACCGACGACAGUGGAAAUCCACUCCCCAACAGGACCUAUGAGCUGACUCUGAAUAGUGGCUCUCCAUUUGAGGCGGAGGUCCCGAUGGAGAUUGCAGCCACCAAAGGAUCUCCAGCUAGUGUUUUCCAGCAGAUGCUUCAGGCACGACGGCAGCCCAAACUCAUCAUAAAGUUGAAAUCAGCCAACAGCCGAACCAGAACACAGCUCAGUAUCCUUCCAGACACUCUUCUGCACUCUCUGAGCUGCGUGCACUUGCUGGCUCUGCACAGGCAGCUGCUGGCAGACACUCUCCUGAUGGACAGGUCUACCAUGCAGAACGCAGAUCUGAUAUGCAGUCCUAUACUCUCUACCUUCCCCGUGCUGUUCGACCAACCAGACCUGCUGGAUGCUCUCAGGAGUGCUUGGCUGGAGGCUGAGACCAGCAUGAGCAGAGCGAAGAAGAGAGACUUGCCCCAUUUAAAACAGGAGUUUGUCAAAGUCUACAUGUCCUCAGUGUAUUUCCUGCUCCACUCGCCCUCGCUGCCCCCCCACCGCCUGGCGGACCCCCCCUCAGAGGAGCAGCGGGCCAGAGUCCUCUUCUCCACCCUGGAUGCUCUCAAACAGAGCCAGCACACCAGCGGCACAUCUGGAGGUCUAGAGGUGUUCGUCGACCCCAAGCAUCAGCAUCACGCCUUUGAUAUCACAGAGUUGACCUUUGACCUCCUCAAUAUGGCACGGUGACAUCAAGUAUCUUAGAGGAUUUAAUAUUUCAGAGUAUAUCUAAAGUGUAUUCUAGACAUCAGGAGGAAACCCCUUUAAUGUGCCAUACAUACAUUUUUGUUGUACUAGAUAUUCUAUAUUUCUGCUACUGUCAAUAAAUCCCACAAUCUCAAUACUUUCCAACUUCCAAACAGGAAUAAAUAGUGCGUUCAGUUGGGACACUUUCAGAUGUGCAUUAAUACACAUUUGGUGCUCCAGUUUGACAGUCUAUUUGGGAUCUAAAGUGUUCAUUCACCCAGUGCAUUUAUGUGUCUCAUUGAUGUGUUUUUAAUGCAGCUCUAUGGCUCAGAGUAUAUAUUAUAUCACAUUUGGAUACACAAACUGUUAAGAUGAAUUCACUCUUAGUGUUGGUCUCUCGUUGGGAUUUAUAAAUUAAGUCUCAGUUUUGAGGAAUGCUAGCACAGAGUGAACGUAACAUACAGUCCAUAUUCAUGUAUACUUAGUGUGGGACUUCAUGAGGCUUUAUUGCAGAUAAUGAGCUUGUAUAUUGCCUGGAACCUUGUGACAUAAAAGCGAAUGUGUACAUGAUCACCAAAGACCCCUCUUUUAUAGAGUUCACUCCGCUCUACUAGAACGUGUAACAGAAAAAAGUUUGUGAUGAGAUUAAAACACAUUUCUUUAAUAACAGAACUAAUAAUGACGUUUAUUUGCAUGGCUUUGAUAAAGCUAUUUAUUGCCAGAUUUUGAUUCUAUUUUGCAAUAAACAUCU